Closterium sp. Naga37s-1 is the source of this 669-nucleotide messenger RNA. The record is from the annotation of a GenBank genome assembly. Lineage: Eukaryota; Viridiplantae; Streptophyta; Zygnematophyceae; Desmidiales; Closteriaceae.
AUGGCGACGGCGUGCGACUGCAUCUACCAGCUAGUGCAGCAGCGGCAGGCGGAUGCGAAGCAGCGCGACGACCUGGCGACGCAGCGACACCGGCUGAUGUGCGACCUGGCGACGGCGGAGAGUCGCUCAGAUCGUCUAGAGGACGAGCUGGAAGUCGCCAGGCGGAAAAUCCAAUCGCUUACGGCGCAGGAGCAAAAAGCGGCGGCAGAGUUCAAGGCGCAGAUCAAGAAGCUAAGAGCAGAGAGGGACGAGCUCAGCAAGCACGUGAUCGCCCUGCAGGUGGCAAGUGAAGGCGCAGCAGGCGUUCGAGCUGCGCAAGGAGAAGCGCGAAUUUGUGAAGCUGUAGGAGAAGCUGGCGUCAUUUGUGAUGUGCCCCUCUCACACCAUCCCUCCCCCGGCCCCUUCCCCCCGUUCCCCCCACGCCUCGCUACCAUCCCCCUGCAGCAAGUGAAGGCGCAGCAGGCGUUUGAGCUGCGCAAGGAGAAGCGCGAGUUUGUGAAGCUGCAGGAGAAGCUGGCGUCGUGCGUGGGGGGCAAGCGCACGCCCGCCAGACAGCCAGGCGUGGACAUAGUCAACCUCAACCCCCAGAUACAGUGCUAUGCCGUGCGGGCACAGAAAAUGGGGAGUAGCCGCGUGGAUCAUGGAGGUACGAGCGACCUCCAUGACUAA